ACAUCUCCAAACACUCCCACAUUUCAUUCAUAUCUCCUAAAAACUAAUUCCCAUCUCUUCCAACAAAAUCAGACACAAUACUUUUGUUACAUGAGCAGAAGAGAAUAAAUCUAGGCUAUACCACAAUCAUGAGUUGCAACGGUUGUCGUGUUCUCCGAAAAGGCUGCAAUGAGAAUUGCAUUCUUAGACAUAGUCUUAGUACUAUUGAAACAGCUCAAGCUCAAGCCAGUGCCACACUUUUCGUCGCCAAAUUCUUCGGUCGUGCUGGCCUUAUGUCCUUCCUCUCCUCUGUCCCCGAGCAACAACGACCUGAUCUAUUUCAAUCUCUAUUAUUCGAAGCAUGUGGGAGGACAGUGAAUCCAAUAAACGGGGCGGUUGGGCUACUAUGGACAGGAAACUGGCACUUAUGCCAGUCAGCCGUCGCGACUGUUCUUAGAGGGGGAACCAUACAUGCGAUGCCUGAAGCGUUUUCGCUUGAUCAAGCAACUAAGGUGUCAUCAUCCGAGAGCAACAAUGUAUCCGAAGAUAACAACUACACUUAUAUGGAACUUGGAGUUGCUAAAUCGUCUGGUUUGAACUCGUACGUUGAUGGAAGUAAUGAUAGGUUGACGAUUAAAUUAGAGAGAACGGCGUCCUUGAAUGUAUCUGAAACGACUACGUUAGAAAGCAGUACUCCUUCACCUUGUAGUGAAACAAAGCUUUUGAGACUCUUCUCGUGAAUAACUACAAGUUUAUCGAAAUUUGUUUUUUUUUCUCCUAGGUUUUUUUUACUUACAAGAGAGUGAGAUUUGAGUUAAUUCUCAUUAACUUUUAACUCUUGUACGUGUUAUCAUCCUCUAUAAAUAUCAAAUAUCUUGAUCAUAUAAUAGAAGAUGUGGGAAAGAGGCUUAAAUGAAACCAAUUAUAUUUCUAUUAGUUUUUUGAACAAAA
Messenger RNA from Erigeron canadensis, 930 nucleotides. Its product is annotated as LOB domain-containing protein 37-like. The transcript is spliced from 2 exons. NCBI's taxonomy places the organism in Eukaryota, Viridiplantae, Streptophyta, Magnoliopsida, Asterales, Asteraceae. The record is from RefSeq and is a predicted model, not a curated record. Gene Ontology annotation, biological process: regulation of gene expression. The coding region runs from base 129 to 719 and encodes 196 amino acids.